This is a messenger RNA of Epinephelus fuscoguttatus (brown-marbled grouper), 5684 nucleotides long. It is a transcript of the gene kiss1ra, whose product is annotated as KISS1 receptor a. Gene Ontology annotation, cellular component: membrane. Gene Ontology annotation, molecular function: G protein-coupled peptide receptor activity. The coding region runs from base 880 to 2016 and encodes 378 amino acids. Gene Ontology annotation, biological process: neuropeptide signaling pathway. Lineage: Eukaryota; Metazoa; Chordata; Actinopteri; Perciformes; Serranidae. The transcript has 6 exons. The record is from RefSeq and is a predicted model, not a curated record.
CUUGCUUGUACUAUAAAGCAGUCCGCAUCUCCGUCGCUCUGCUCUCUGCUCGAGUAAAGUCAGGGCUGAAUCACAAUCAGCUCAGUUGCGCUUGGAGAAUGAACACCGGGUGAUGCUUGAGAUUUUUCUUCUUCUUCCUCUCUUUUUUAAAUACAACACAUUUUGGCAGGCAGACUUUUGUCAAGGUUACAGAGCAAAUAUUAACUCCAACGCAAGUCUGUGUCUUCUUUUUCUGAAUCAAGUGACUCUUAAAUGGAAGGGGAAGAUAUGGAGUGAAAAAAUGAUUGAACCUCACUACGGGGACGAAUAGUGCUGGUAAACAGAGGUGAAAACGAACUGAAGGAACCUGCGAGUACAGUGGAUUGUUUCCCUUGAGGUAUUCCAUGACCAAGCUCAUAGAAGACAUCCGUCUGCCUCUCAGCAUACGCUCUGCUCCUUAUGAACUAAUCCCCAGGGCUCUCUGGCGGCUUCCAUAUCUCGCAAGUCUUUUUCCGAACUUGUCAUCCCGAUAUUUCAUUCAGUCUCCUCCAUACCCUCACUUUUUCAUUCAUGAUGCCAAACUUUUCCUUUUGAUGCCUCACUGCUUUCUUUUUCAUUGGAUACACUCACCUCAUAGUCUAGUCUCCAUUGUCAGCUUUUUGCACCUUGCACUUUCCUCUACUUUUCUCCUGUGCAUCUCCUGUGCAUCCCCCCCCCUUAUUUUCCUCUCCUCUUUCUCCGUCUCUGACUAUCCAUUUUUCACUCCUUUCUUGAGCCUGAGGGCACCCAGGACUCUGCAGCUGACACAUACUGCUCACCCUCGCUCCUAAUUGCCAUCUCUUCUCGACUUCAAUUUUUUUCCCCCAUUUCCCUCACGCUCAAACCGCCCGUCCUGUCACGAUGUACUCCUCCGAGGAACUCUGGAACUCCACCGAGCAGGUGUGGAUCAACGGCUCCAGGGCAAACUUCUCUCUAGGAAGACAAGGGGAUGACGAUGAUGAAGAGGAAGGGGAUCAGCACCCUUUCCUCACAGAUGCCUGGCUGGUCCCUCUCUUCUUUUCCCUUAUCAUGUUAGUCGGACUGGUGGGCAACUCUCUGGUUAUUUAUGUGAUUUCCAAGCACAGGCAGAUGAGGACGGCAACCAACUUUUACAUAGCAAACCUGGCAGCCACUGACAUCAUCUUCUUGGUGUGCUGCGUCCCCUUCACUGCCACCCUCUAUCCUCUCCCUGGAUGGAUCUUUGGCAACUUCAUGUGCAAAUUUGUUGCAUUCCUACAGCAGGUGACAGUCCAAGCCACCUGUAUCACUCUGACAGCUAUGAGUGGGGACCGCUGUUACGUCACUGUCUACCCUCUGAAAUCUCUCCGCCAUCGCACCCCAAGAGUAGCCAUGAUUGUCAGCAUCUGCAUUUGGAUUGGCUCCUUCAUCCUGUCCACCCCGAUUUUAAUGUACCAGCGUAUAGAGGAGGGUUAUUGGUACGGCCCGAGGCAGUACUGCAUGGAGAGAUUUCCCUCAAAGACACAUGAGAGGGCUUUCAUCCUCUACCAGUUCAUAGCUGCUUACCUGCUGCCUGUCCUCACUAUCUCAUUCUGCUACACUCUGAUGGUGAAGAGGGUGGGCCAGCCCACUGUGGAACCUGUAGAUAACAACUAUCAGGUCAACCUCCUGUCUGAGAGAACUAUCAGUAUCAGAAGCAAAGUCUCCAAGAUGGUUGUGGUAAUCGUCCUCCUAUUCGCCAUCUGCUGGGGUCCCAUUCAGAUCUUCGUCCUCUUCCAGUCUUUCUAUCCAAACUACCAGCCCAACUACGCCACAUACAAGAUCAAGACAUGGGCCAACUGCAUGUCCUACGCCAACUCUUCGGUCAACCCCAUAGUUUACGGUUUCAUGGGAGCCACCUUCCAAAAGUCCUUUAGGAAAACCUUCCCAUUUCUGUUCAAGCAUAAGGUCAGAGAUAGCAGCAUGGCUUCCAGGACUGCCAACGCUGAGAUCAAGUUUGUUGCUGCAGAGGAAGGCAACAAUAAUAAUGCAACAAAUUAAAUCUGGCAAUUCAAAAUUGCAAGAAUGGGAUUAUUGUUUGCAUCCAGAGCUAUCGCUGCAAGAAAAGACAAUAAAAUACUGAACAUUUUCCAGCCAUGGGUUCAGUGUGUGAAAGUCUUCAGAGAGCAACUGGCUGAUUUCAAAAGGACAGACUGUGUUUGGCAGACAUGUUUAAGUUAUGUUAAUAAAUACAACUGAUUAACCAAUUGACGAGGGGAAACAGAGACUCAUAAUACAGAUGGACACUAACAGUGUUUGGCACAAUAUAUUACCUGUUUGACUGCCAAGGCCAGGCACUAACAUCAUCUAUCGAGCUGCCAAACCCACUGCCAAAUAACACAGUCAGACAGUCGUUCACAUCGGGUGACGAAAGAGGAGAUUUGCCUGAAAGCUGCCGCCGGGAGUCCCAAUCCCUGUAAGAUCAUGGCUGACAGGGUCGUCAGCUUUGUUAUAAACUAUUCAGCAUUUGGACAGCUGAUGAUAUUAUGUAUUCUAUGACACAUGAGAAUAUGCUUUUUUGGAAAUGACUGAAGGCUGAAUGUGCAUUUUGAAUGGACAAUUAUUACUCUAGAACAGAUGCCUAUGGACAUGUUAUUCUUUCAUUUAUGUGGCUGACAUUUGUUCUUAUCACUGGAGAGGAGAAGGCAAGUUUAACUCUUUCUGUGCCUGUCAUUCUGGGAAGCAGUUAGUACUACACAAUUUCUUAAAGGAAGGUUUGACAUUUUGGAAAAUAAACCUUUUCGCUUUCUUGCAGAGUUACAUAAGAAUACUGUGACUGUUAACAUAUGGAGCUAAAGCCAGGAGGUUAUUAGGUUAGCUUAAGAUGAAGACUGGAACCAGGGGACACAGUUAGCCCAGCCCUAUCUAAAGUUAAAAAAUAAGCAAACCGUGAACUUUUGUUGCAUCUCUUUCCCUUAUUUCCAUUAAUUUUCCCUCAUUUUCCCGACAAAAAAACACAAACAACAAAACUCAGAUGCACACAGAUGAAACAAACAACAUAUGAGUCAGUUCAUUUCCAGGCAGAUUGUCAGUAGAAAAUGUUAGCAUUGUACGUUUGUAUGUUUGUCAUAUCACUGCUGACGCCGCACUGUGUUACAAUGUAUUGUUGUGUUAAAGAGGGAGCUAUGCAGGAAGGCAAAGCUCUCACUGUACCAAUCCACCUCUGUCCCAGCUCUCACCAGUGGUCAUGAGCAUUGGGUAGUGACCGAAAGAAUGAGACUGCAGAUAAAUGCAGUUGAAAUGAGUUUCCUCUGUAAGAUGGGGAGAGGGAUGUCUGGCGUAUCUUACUCAGCCUGCUGCCCCCAAAAACCAGGCCCUAGAUAAUGCAUGACUAAAUUGGAUGGAUGGAUGGAUGAACAUUUCUGCAAACUACAAAUAUGUUACUUUUGUGCAUGGUGGAUGGUGUGACACCUAGGCAAGAUGCCUGCCACGCUGCAGACAGCUGCAAAUCAUUGUUUGAGACUAACAAAAGACCAAACUUUUUUUUCUUUUAGCCAGUCAUCGCUGUGUUUCCAUCAGCGUUGCAGUCACCAAACAUGAGGGUUUUUAAGCGACCAGUACCCGUGUUUCCAAGGGGAUAGUGCCAAAAUAAGCAAUUGCAUUUCCUGCCGGGAUUAUUGUACCAAAACUGGGUAUUUUAAGCCAAAACGUGGUCUUUUUCUCACCAUAACCAAGUGGUUUUUGUGCUUAAACAUAACCUAAUGUUGAGCACAGCGUUGUUGAAAUGUAAAAAACAUAAAGUUUCAAAAUACCUUCUGUGUAAUAAGAUACAACUGUGAGCCUAUAUAUCUGUGGUUUGCAGGAACAUAAAAUGCCAACAUUUAUUCUAGCCAGUGAGUUACUAAUUUCUAGCCAGUGAGUUACUAAUUUCUCUUAUUUCCAGCCUGUAUGCUAAGAUAAAGUAAGCACCUCCUGGCUCCAGCUUUGUAUAUUUGAUGCAUUCAUGCCAUAUUGGAGUUACUGUAAUUAUGAGUUUCCAACUGCUAAAUAACGUUCACAAGAAAAACUGUGACUUUUUACACAAACAUGGAUGCCCCCUUGAUAAAAAGUCUGUCAUUGAACAUAGUUUAAACGAAACCAGUGCACAGAAUAUGACAGCAAAAAAGCGAAAAGGGACAUCUCCCAAACUGUCACAUAUCCUUAAAAAAACAGGCUGUAUUUUGAAGUUGUGGAUUUGUUGCAGGGUAGAUCUGCAGGAUGGAGCCCCUCUCCUUUCUCUGUUAAACUUGCCAAACAAUUAACCAAAACAUUUGUUGUCUAAGUUAUAUUUUCAUCCACGAUAUUGUGAGACAAGUUUUGAAAAUAACUCUUUGGUGUUUGUCUGAGGAUGUUUGUUGUUUCUUUUUUCACCACAUGUAACCUGAUGUGAAACAGUAUGCUCAAGAUAACACAGGGUUUAAGUUUCUGUUUGGUGAGAAUCCAAUGAAACAAAGCUGGCAUCCGAGUGAAUGUGAGUUUCUCUGCUGCCAAACGUGAUAAGUGGGAGUUGGCUGAAGCAGCGGUCACAACCGGUGAAGCAUGGACAGUGUUUAUCUUUCUUUUGUCUCCCACACAAAAACAUUCACACCUUCCUCAACACAUGUGCACGGUUUAGAAGCACGCACGCACAUACACAGGCUUGCACGUGUACUUUCACCAGGUGCAUCCAGGUGUUGUUUAUCAGAAUCAGUUGUCACACCUUUCAGGAAGAACACCCUUGUACGAUCUUGUCAGGUGGACUAAAUUCUAAACAGUGGAGGCGACCUGUGUGGCCUUUAGAGGAGAACAUGCUCAGGGAGCAGCUGUCUGGAGAUGGAAAUACAGCCAUUCUUUGUUAAUAUAUUUACAGAACCACUGCCAGCUCACCGCUUUUAGAUGCAGUCCUUUUCUAAACAUCCCACACAGUGACAUUCAAAAUCAGGACUUCAUAGAAAAUCUGCUAAUGCUAUUCUCAUUUGAAUUUUAGACACUGUGGGACUUGCUGUCAUCAAGGCUUCAUUUGAAUUACAUCAAAGUCUCUUGAAAGGAAAAUCAGAGCGCUGCUUUUGGCUGCCCUAAACAGGCAACUAAAAGCUCUCAUUAACUGAGGUAAUAUUUAAGCAUAUUUUGCAAACAGCAGAGGACAACUUUUAUCUAUGACCGCCAACAUGUUCAGUAAUAGGAACUAAUUACUGUUUUAGCACAGCAAAUACUUCCUAGCCACACAAAUCACCAUGACUUUCUUUGACUGAAAAAGACACCUUGACUUUAAUUUCAUUCAAAUUAGUUUCACAACUUUAGCAGGAAGUGAUAAGAGCUCCAUCUAUAAUUAUAAUCUUUGCCAAUGAAAGGAAAUGUCACUCAGUUUCAUCAGCACGGAAUAAAUGACAUGACAUGAAGGGUAUGAAGUGCGUCACAAACUUUAUUUAUGUAAGUGUUUCUGUGAAACAGGUCUUAACAUGAUGAUGCCAAUGAACGAUUGUUGCUUUUUAUUGUGUACUUAUCGUGCUGCAUUUCUUCCACAUAGAGUAAUGUGCAUCCAUUGGAACUGAUGUCAUCAAUAACAUGUAUGUCUCUUGCUUUUCAUUAAGUAUUCUCUUGUAUCUAGGCUUACUCUGACAUUGUGACUUUACUUCACGUCUGUUCUGGUUGUUUGGAAAUAUCUUCACUUACGCUUCACCCUCUAACAAUAAAACCAAGAGACCAUUAAA